Ascoidea rubescens DSM 1968 is the source of this 1473-nucleotide messenger RNA. RefSeq names its product tetratricopeptide repeat protein. The record is from RefSeq and is a predicted model, not a curated record. The transcript has 3 exons. The coding region runs from base 1 to 1473 and encodes 490 amino acids. Gene Ontology annotation, biological process: regulation of gene expression. Gene Ontology annotation, molecular function: protein binding; chromatin DNA binding; RNA polymerase II cis-regulatory region sequence-specific DNA binding. Lineage: Eukaryota; Fungi; Ascomycota; Saccharomycetes; Ascoideales; Ascoideaceae.
AUGUCAACUCAAUCCAAUAUUUCUAGAACUAAUAUAAAUUCGUUCAACAAUCCAAUCUCACACAAUACUCAUUUACUGCAACAACAGCUGCAGCCUCAACCACAACCACAACAAUCCCAGUCACAACCUCAACCUCAACCUCAACCACAACCGCAACUGCAAUCACAACUGCAGCAGCAACAGCCAAAUGAUUCACUCUCCUACAAACUACUAUCUCUAACUGUUGAAACCUGGCUUGCUAUCGGCGCAUGCGCUGAAUCCAUGAACGAUGAUGAGAGUGCUGCCUCUGCCUACAAUAAAGUUUUGGCUCUAGUACCUGACAAUGUUGUUGCCUCCAUUGCCAUCGGCAACUUAUUCAGAGGCAGGGAUUUAUUCGCAAAAGCAUCUGAAUACUAUCAAAGAGCCUUGACAAUAGACUCCAAAAAUGGUGAUGUCUGGGGCUUGCUAGGCCACUGUUUCCUAAUGCUCGAUGACUUGCAAAGCGCUUACGGUGCCUACCAACAAGCUCUAUACCAUCUAAACAACCCCAAUGCUCCAAAAUUAUGGCAUGGCAUCGGUAUUCUAUACGACCGUUAUGGCUCUUUAGAAUACGCUGAAGAAGCCUUUGUACGAGUCCUAGAAUUGGAUCCAAACUUCGAAAAGGCUUCCGAAAUCUACUUCAGAUUGGGAAUCAUAUACAAACAUCAACACAAACUACGCGAAGCUUUGGAAUGCUUCAAAUAUAUCCUAGACAACCCCCCAAUCCCACUAACCCAACCCGAUGUCUGGUUUCAAAUUGGUGCUGUAUUGGAACAGCAAAGAGACUACACCGCCGCUAAAGAUGCCUACGAAAGAGUUCUAUCCGUCAACCCUAACCACUCAAAAGUACUACAACAAUUGGGCUGUCUUUACUCCCAAAAUACUGCUGAAUUCAAAGACUUUAGUAAAGCAUUGGCCCUUCUAAACGAAUCCUUGAAUAUCGACAGAACUGACGCUCACACUUGGUACCACAUUGGAAGAGUCUACAUGAUGACAAACGAUUACUCGUCAGCCUACGAUGCUUUCCAACAAGCUGUCAACCUUGAACAAAGAAAUCCAACUUUUUGGUGCUCAAUUGGCGUACUAUAUUAUCAAAUGUCUCAAUUUAGAGACGCUCUUGAUGCCUACACUAAAGCCAUUCGCUUGAAUCCUUACAUAUCCGAAGUUUGGUAUGAUUUAGGUACACUAUACGAAACUUGCAAUAAUCAGAUCUCAGAUGCUUUAGACGCUUACAAACAUGCCCUUAGUCUUGACCCAUCCAAUCCUCAUAUUCAAAAAAGAUUGGAAGAAUUAACUCAAUUCGAAGAAAGAGUAAUACUAAUGGUAUCAAUGGAAGUAUUAAUGGCAUUAAUGGCAUCAAUGGCAUUAAUGGCAUCAAUGGCAUCAACAGUCUUAAUGGAAAUCUUAAUGGAAAUCUUAAUGGCAAUAGGAAUAUCAAUGGGAGCAAUGGAUUAA